Messenger RNA from Xenopus laevis (African clawed frog), 2022 nucleotides. RefSeq names its product basic helix-loop-helix family member a15 S homeolog (gene bhlha15.S). Lineage: Eukaryota; Metazoa; Chordata; Amphibia; Anura; Pipidae. The record is from RefSeq and is a predicted model, not a curated record. Gene Ontology annotation, molecular function: E-box binding; DNA-binding transcription factor activity, RNA polymerase II-specific; DNA binding. Gene Ontology annotation, cellular component: nucleus. The coding region runs from base 999 to 1526 and encodes 175 amino acids. Gene Ontology annotation, biological process: sensory organ development; axon development; positive regulation of transcription by RNA polymerase II. The transcript is spliced from 2 exons.
UGGGGUGGUGGGGGAAGGAGCCUCAUGUUCCCUCCGACUGCAACUCCGCUUAGAUCUCUAGGGCACUGUACAGUGUCAGACCAGUGCAUCCUGUAUUUUAUUUGUCUUUUAUUGUAUUUGGUUGGCUUUUAGCAAGCCAGUAUUGCCUGGUUGUGAGUAAGAAACUGUUCAGCUGGAGGGCAGACGUAAUGUUCUAUUGAGUGGUCAUGCCUCACUUGGUUGUUCGGAGCAGGGAAGAGCGCAAACCUGUUGCUUCUACCAGUGCAAUGAAAGGAACUAGCAGCUACUUUUUUCUGUGCUGAGAGUUCUAGGUGCUUGUUUGAUUUUUGCAUGUGGGAUGCUGCCAGACCCCUCCUCCUUCUGAACUAUGCAGUUAAGCUACGUGUACUAUCAAAAGGCUCUCAGCAGCAGCCUGCAGUCUCCCUGCACCUGUAGCAUUCUCUCCAACCAACCCAGGCAAGAUCCUUCACCUUUAGUAUUCCAUCGACUGGACUCAAGGAAGAUUUUGUGCCUGAAGCAUUCCAUCCAGUGGACCCAGAUAAGAGCCUUCUUCUGUAGCUUUCCAUCCAGUGGACCCAAGCAAUAUCCUUCAUCUGUAGCGUUCCAUCCAGUGGACCCAAGCAAGAUAAAUUAUCUGUAGCGUUCCAUCCAGUGGGCCCAAGCAAUAUCCUUCAUCUGUAGCGUUCCAUCCAGUGAACCCAAGCAAUAUCCUUCAUCUGUAGCGUUCCAUCCAGUGGACCCAAGCAAGAUCCUUCAUCUCUAGCGUUCCAUCCAGUGGACCCAAGCAAGAUAAUUCAUCUGUAGCGUUCCAUCCAGUGGGCCCAAGCAAUAUCCUUCAUCUGUAGCGUUCCAUCCAGUGGACCCAAGCAAGAUCCUUCAUCUCUAGCGUUCGAUCCAGUGGACCCAAGUAAGAUCCUGCAGAAUUUUCAUGCAUAAAACCAGAAUAAAAAGAUCUUGGUAAGCAAACUAGUUGGGUUCCUCCAGUUUUUAGAAGAAAUAUGAAGGCAAAGGCCAAAGCAGCAAGAAGGAGGAGGCCGGUCAACAAUGAAGACAUUCGUGAGCAGAGAGCCUCAAGUGAGGAGCAUCUAGUCAAGUGUCCGAGUUACAAGGACAAGAGGAAAGGAGAGGAUGAAGAGCUGGUCAAAAUCUCAAGCAAAAAGAAAAGAGAGUUGGCAAAUGGGAAAGCACAUAGCACCCGGAGACAGGAGAGCAACGAUCGGGAGCGGCAGAGGAUGCACAAACUAAAUAACGCAUUCCAGGCUCUCAGAGAAGUCAUCCCUCAUGUCCGAGCUGAGAAGAAACUGUCCAAAAUCGAAACACUCACACUGGCCAAAAAUUAUAUAAAUACCUUAACUGCCACUAUUCUAAACAUGUCUAGCGGUUGUGUUUCUCCGGAUCAGGAGGACAGCCCUGCCAAUGGCGGAAAGCUUUUUCAGCACUAUCAGCAACAACAUAGCGACGAGGACAAUGACGGACAUCUAAAGCAGUACUCAACACAAAUUUACAGCUUCCGACAAGGCAGCUGAUAUAACUCAAAGCAAGGAACUAUUGUUAUAUCCGGGUUCAUGCUAAAUGUUAAUAUACACAUUUUAAUGCUCUGAAUAGAAACUGUUAGGGAACCACAACAGCUGCACUGGUGAAAGGACUGCUGGGAAUUGUAGCCUUAAACAGCUGCGGUGCCAGAGGUUGUCAUUCAUGCACUCACACAGGGAACACAUAGGUUAGCCAACUGAAUUGGAUGUAUGAUGAUUGGUUGGAUAUUAGCACAGAUGAAUGACCAAACUGCAGUGAUCCAACAGGGCAUGGUCAGAUUAUAAACCAUAAAGAGCAGGUAGUGUUGCUCUCAACCAACCCCAAUCAGUUUGAUUGGAAAUUGACCAAUUUAUAUGUGACAUAUGUGGCCAAAUUAAGAGUCCAUGAAUACACUGCUAAGCAGAAGGACCAGUUGGUUCAUCUAGUUUCCCACUGUGUCAGUGCUCUUUAAGCAAAUGUAAAUAUAUAUAUAUAUAUAUAUAUAUAUAU